GGUCUAACCCGGAAACGCUUCAAACUCCACAGAAGCCUCCAGUUAGCUUAGCCUCGUUGCUUCUUAUUUUGAUUAUCAAAUAUAAGAAUAACAUAUUGCGUAAUAUUUGAAUUUAUAUUAUAUUAUAUUAUUCAGAGUCAGCGCACAGCGAUACUCAUUCUAAAGUAUUCAUGAUUCUUGAGGUUUCUGAGAGCUAACCAGCUGAUCAUGGAGAAAGAUGUAAAGGCGGGCAUCUCGUCUGCCGUGGCUGCAGGAGCGUCAGUCGGGCCGAUGGUUUCGCAGAGCAGGUCUGAGGACGAGGAGGCCAGUGGUGUGAAGAGAACCGCCGCUCAGGCCUUCAGUGGAGCGGGAAUGAUUCCCAAACGCAGGAGCUCCUCCAGAUCAAUAAAGAGAAAGAAGUUUGAUGAUGAACUGGUUGAGAGUAGCCUCGCGAAAUCUACCAGUCGGGUCAAAGGUCAGCCAGUCAUUGAGCCAAUCCGAUGCCCUGGGAGUGACCUCGCAUCCAGUGACAAGAAGAAGGGUUUAAAGUCCGGUAGCUCUCUGACGCCUCCUCUUACCAUGGUGAUCACUCCUUCAUCAAUGUCCAAACGAAUGAAGAAAAACAAGCAGCCGUUACAGAUAACCAAAGACCUGGGCCGCUGGAAACCCACGGAUGACCUGCUGCUCAUCAAUGCUGUCCUACAGACUACAGAUCUCACGUCAGUUCAUCUGGGGGUGAAAUUCAGCUGUCGCUUCACACUGCGGGAGAUCCAGGAGCGCUGGUACGCUCUGCUGUAUGACCCUGUCAUAUCAAAGCUGGCGUGGCAGGCCAUGAGACAGCUUCACCCAGAAGCCAUCGCUGCUAUCCAGAGUAAAGCUCUCUUUAGCCAGACAGAGGAAGCCCUGCUCGCCAAGAUCAUCUCUAGCAGUCAGCCUAAGCUGGAGGUGUUUCAGGAUUUGCUGAACAAGCACCCGAAUGUGUUUUACCCAUCACGCACUGCUAAGAAUCUGCUGGUGCACUGGCAGCUGCUGAAGCAGUAUUAUUUACUGGAGGAUCAGAGCGUUCAACCUCUGCCUAAAGGAGAGCAAGUGCUGAACUUCUCUGAUGCAGAGCAGGUGGUUGAUGACGCCAAACUCAAGGACAGCAGAGAUGAAGUCCUGGAGCAUGAGCUCAUGAUUGCGGACAGACAUCAGAAGCGUGAGAUCAGACAACUGGAGCAGGAACUUCCUCGCUGGCAGGUGUUAGUGGACAGCAUCACAGGCAUGAAUUCACCAGACUUUGAUAAUCAGACGCUGGCAGCUUUACGUGGACGAAUGGUCAGAUAUCUGAUGAGAUCUAGAGAGAUCACACUGGGUCGUGCUACUAAAGACAAGCAGAUAGACGUGGAUCUGUCUUUGGAGGGACCUGCAUGGAAGAUCUCCAGAAAACAGGGGAUCAUUAAACUGAAAAACAAUGGAGAUUUCUUCAUCGCUAAUGAAGGGCGGAGACCCAUUUACAUUGAUGGACGACCAGUUUUAUCUGGAAACAAGUGGAAACUCAAUAACAACUCUGUGAUGGAGAUUGCAGGUCUCCGCUUUGUGUUCCUGAUCAAUCAGGAGUUGAUCUCUCUCAUUAAAGCUGAAGCUGCCAAGAUGAACCAGCCGUGAUGCUGAACGCACCUGUCAAACACCAUUCAGUCCUAUCUUUAUCUCUGCGUAGAGUCCUAACAGAAGACCUUCAGCACAAGCUCAUUUGGGCCCUGCGUAACAGCCGAGCCUGGAUCUGGAGUUCAGAUCGGAGGAAAAUCAUUUGGAGAUUUUAUAUGCCUAUUAUUCAAGGCACAUUUGAACUGAAAGAACUGACU
Rhinichthys klamathensis goyatoka is the source of this 1823-nucleotide messenger RNA. It is a transcript of the gene mcrs1, whose product is annotated as microspherule protein 1. Gene Ontology annotation, biological process: positive regulation of transcription by RNA polymerase II. The record is from RefSeq and is a predicted model, not a curated record. Bases 208 to 1626 code for a protein of 472 amino acids. Gene Ontology annotation, cellular component: Ino80 complex; NSL complex; MLL1 complex. Lineage: Eukaryota; Metazoa; Chordata; Actinopteri; Cypriniformes; Leuciscidae. The transcript is spliced from 15 exons. Gene Ontology annotation, molecular function: G-quadruplex RNA binding; protein binding.